GACACGGCGGCUGGAAGGGAGAGGGAAGUAGACUGGUUUUCCAGCGGUUUCGGGCGACCAGCGCUUCCCCUUGCGGUGUAGGCGAAUGUCCACGCUCCGCUGCCCUUGGUACCUGGGAAAAAGGAACUUCGUCCAGCGAGCCUGCCCGCAAGCUAGCGGAAUCCCAUCCUCACUUCAGCCCUUGGAAGCCUGCCACUAAGGCAGCCGGCGCUCCAGCCGCAGUGCCCGGUGAUUUGGGCAACCAGCUGGAGGCAAAGCUGGACAAGCCGACAGUCGUGCACUACCUCUGCUCCAAGAGGACAGACAGCUACUUCACACUCUGGCUGAACCUGGAACUGCUGCUGCCUGUCAUCAUUGACUGCUGGAUUGACAAUAUCAGGCUGGUCUACAACCGAACGUCCCGCACCACCCAGUUUCCUGAUGGUGUGGAUGUGCGUGUCCCUGGCUUUGGGAAGACCUUCUCACUGGAGUUCCUGGACCCCAGCAAAAGCAGUGUGGGUUCCUAUUUCCACACCAUGGUGGAGAACCUUGUGGGCUGGGGCUACACACGAGGUGAGGACGUCCGGGGGGCCCCCUAUGACUGGCGCCGAGCUCCAAAUGAAAACGGGCCCUACUUCCUGGCCCUCCGCGAGAUGAUCGAGGAGAUGCACCAGCUGUAUGGGGGCCCCGUGGUGCUGGCUGCCCACAGUAUGGGCAACAUGUACACGCUCUACUUUCUGCAGCAGCAGCCACAGGCCUGGAAGGACAAGUAUAUCCAUGCCUUUGUGGCACUGGGUCCGCCCUGGGGGGGCGUGGCCAAGACCCUGCGCGUCCUGGCCUCAGGAGACAACAACCGGAUCCCGGUCAUUGGGCCCCUGAAGAUCCGGGAGCAGCAGCGGUCUGCCGUCUCCACCAGCUGGCUGCUGCCCUACAACUACACCUGGUCACCCAAAAAGGUCUUCGUGCACACACCCACAGCCAACUACACUCUGCAGGACUAUCGCCGCUUCUUCCAGGACAUCGGCUUCGAAGACGGCUGGCUCAUGCGGCAGGACACGGAGGGGCUGGUUGAGGCCAUGGUGCCACCUGGCGUGCGACUGCACUGCCUCUACGGCACUGGUGUCCCUACGCCAGACUCCUUCUACUAUGAAAGCUUCCCAGACCGCGACCCGAAAAUCUGCUUUGGUGAUGGUGACGGCACUGUGAACUUGCAGAGCGCCCUGCAGUGCCAGGCCUGGCGCGGCCGCCAGGAGCAAGAAGUGUCAUUGCAGGCACUGCCGGGCACUGAGCACAUCGCGAUGCUGGCCAACGCCACUACCCUGGCCUAUCUGAAACGCGUGCUCCUCGGGCCCUGAUUCCUAUGCUGGGCAGGGCUCUGGGAUGGCCUGGCCACCACUGCUUCUCCUGGCCUCUGGGGCAACCAUGGCCCAUGAGUUGAGCAGUUUGUGACUGAUCAUCUAAGGCCCUGGAUCUUGGGUUGUGAAGUGGGGAAAUGCUGGGUUUUUUAUCCUUCCUCUCUGGGAAUGAGGAAGGAAGACAUAGUCUGAACUUACUUGAGGGACCCUUCGAAAGAAUGCUGCUGAUGGUGGAAUUGUGACCUCAGGACUGGCUCCGCAGGUGGAUUGGCUGGCACCUGGCCCCAAUCCCCAGUGCUGGGGCCUUGUGUUCCUCCUACCCCUGUGGCCUUUUCACACUCGCCCACCAGGGCCUGGCUCCUCAGCUUUCUUGUGAGGGAUGUUACUGAACUGUGGUCCCUAGGUUGGGCUCCUGGUCCCUAGGGUGUACCUUCUCACACAUUGGCCACAAGUCGGCCUGCUACUGGCCAUGGGUGGCUGGAGCUGCUGUCUUCGCUGUGGCCUAGCUGCUCACACAGCCUGACUGUGGCUUUCUGGGGGCAGCCCGGUUCCCCCUGCAGGCAGGGGUGGGUUGUUAUGUUAUCCAUGGUUCCCAGGCCCUGGGGCAUUCACUCCUACCUCCCUUACUUCUAAGAACAGCCUAGCUCAGGGCUGGGCAGCAGAUGGCCCCCCAGUUCUCGGGGCUGUGUCCCAGGAGCCCUGAUCUCCUUGGUUGGGCUGUUGCCCACAGUAUUGAUGCUGCCUCCCUUUGCCCUGGGGCUGUGGUUCAAGAAUGAGAGCAGAGCCUGGUGCCAUGCCCUUUAGGUACUCAUGAAGAAAGAGAACUCAAGGAAGCAGCCAAGGCCAAUCAGAGCCACACUGAGCUGCCCUCUUGCUGACCCUCCACCACAUCGCCACCCUGCCCAGGAUCUCUCUAGCAUUCACGUGGGCUGGCACAGGACUGAGAGGAGGUAGGACUCUUGCCCACUCUGCCCAGCACCCAUCCCCACCAGGCAGCUCAGUGGUGUUUAGUCAGCAGGGACUCGCCCAGAAACUUGAGUGGGCCCCUGAGAGAGCCAGGGGCCUUAGGGGCCCCCUAGGGGUUUUCUUCCUGCUCCAGAGGUGCUGCAUGGAUCUCCCUGUGAUAGCAGGGAUGGAGGAUGUGGAUCUGCCUUGGUGGUCUCCAAGUGGGCAAUGCCUAAAGGCCAAGACUUGGGUCUAGCCUCUGGGGUGGAGCCCCAAAGCCACAGUCAGGCUGGACUGUGCUUCGCUCCUACAAGGUUUCUGUGAAGCGGAAUUUUCUCUGUUGCAUUCAUACCCAGCAUCUGUCUCUCCCUUUGUUCCUGAGUGGUGGGCCCCACAUGGGGCUCUGAGCAGGCUGUACCUCGAUUCUGGCAAUAAAAGUAUUC
Messenger RNA from Eubalaena glacialis (North Atlantic right whale), 2722 nucleotides. It is a transcript of the gene PLA2G15, whose product is annotated as phospholipase A2 group XV. Bases 516 to 1334 code for a protein of 272 amino acids. The record is from RefSeq and is a predicted model, not a curated record. Lineage: Eukaryota; Metazoa; Chordata; Mammalia; Artiodactyla; Balaenidae. Gene Ontology annotation, cellular component: lysosome. The transcript is spliced from 7 exons. Gene Ontology annotation, biological process: phosphatidylcholine metabolic process; ceramide metabolic process.